Messenger RNA from Choloepus didactylus (southern two-toed sloth), 3468 nucleotides. RefSeq names its product probable ATP-dependent RNA helicase DDX46. Gene Ontology annotation, molecular function: RNA binding; RNA helicase activity; ATP binding. The transcript has 2 exons. The coding region runs from base 1 to 1821 and encodes 606 amino acids. NCBI's taxonomy places the organism in Eukaryota, Metazoa, Chordata, Mammalia, Pilosa, Megalonychidae. The record is from RefSeq and is a predicted model, not a curated record.
AUGGUCCUUCGAGGUGCCUGUGCCGGCGCCCGACCUGCAGCUUCGCGCCACUUCGCGCCCUCGGGCGAGGCCGAGGGGGUGGGGGUGAGCCCACCGCACUGCCGAGGCUUGCGCCCCUCCGCAAACCCCCACCGCAGGGCGGGCAGGCCGGCCGGCCGCACCCCCGGCCUGGGGCCUCCGCUCGUAGUAAAGCGGAGGCGGGUGGGGAGGUGGGAGCGAGAGUCCGCGGCAGGAUACUUGCUGAGAAGGAAGUAUUCCCAAGUGGGUCGGGUCACAAAUCUUCGCAGAGUGACAUAUGUUGUUCUAGAUGAAGCAGACAGAAUGUUUGACAUGGGUUUUGAACCACAGGUCAUGCGCAUUGUGGAUAAUGUCCGUCCUGAUCGACAGACGGUCAUGUUUUCAGCUACUUUCCCCAGAGCCAUGGAGGCUUUGGCUCGCAGAAUCCUGAGUAAACCAAUUGAAGUGCAGGUUGGAGGCAGAAGUGUGGUUUGCUCAGACGUGGAGCAACAAGUGAUUGUGAUUGAAGAAGAAAAGAAAUUCUUGAAGUUACUUGAGCUUUUAGGUCAUUAUCAAGAAUCAGGAUCUGUCAUUAUAUUUGUGGAUAAGCAGGAACAUGCUGAUGGUCUUCUGAAAGAUUUAAUGAGAGCAUCUUAUCCGUGCAUGUCUCUUCAUGGAGGCAUAGAUCAAUAUGACCGAGAUAGCAUCAUAAAUGACUUUAAAAAUGGGAGCUGCAAACUUCUUGUGGCUACUUCCGUUGCUGCCCGAGGUCUGGAUGUGAAACACCUCAUUCUUGUAGUAAAUUAUAGCUGCCCCAACCAUUAUGAGGAUUAUGUGCACAGAGCAGGACGGACUGGAAGAGCAGGCAACAAAGGUUAUGCCUAUACUUUUAUCACAGAAGAUCAGGCUCGCUAUGCUGGUGACAUAAUUAAAGCACUUGAAUUAUCAGGGACCACAGUGCCUCCUGAUCUGGAAAAACUUUGGAGUGAUUUCAAAGAUCAACAGAAAGCUGAGGGAAAAAUAAUUAAAAAGAGUAGUGGUUUUUCUGGUAAGGGAUUCAAGUUUGAUGAAACAGAACAAGCUUUGGCUAAUGAAAGGAAGAAGUUACAAAAGGCAGCUCUUGGUCUACAAGAUUCAGAUGAUGAGGAUGCCGCAGUUGAUAUUGAUGAGCAAAUUGAGAGCAUGUUUAAUUCAAAGAAGAGAGUGAAAGAUAUGGCUGCUCCUGGGACAUCUAGCGUUCCUGCUCCAACUGCGGGAAAUGCUGAGAAAUUAGAAAUUGCCAAGAGAUUGGCUCUGAGAAUAAAUGCUCAAAAGAAUUUGGGCAUCGAGUCUCAGGUAGAUGUGAUGCAACAGGCCACCAAUGCAAUUCUCAGAGGUGGCACUAUUCUGGCUCCCACUGUGUCUGCAAAAACCAUUGCAGAGCAACUUGCUGAAAAGAUCAAUGCCAAGCUCAAUUAUGUGCCUUUAGAGAAACAGGAAGAGGAGAGACAAGAUGGUGGACAGAAUGAGUCUUUUAAGAGAUAUGAGGAAGAAUUAGAGAUCAAUGACUUUCCACAGACUGCUAGGUGGAAAGUUACCUCUAAGGAAGCUCUGCAGAGAAUCAGUGAAUAUUCUGAAGCUGCAAUUACAAUCAGAGGAACAUACUUCCCUCCUGGCAAAGAACCCAAGGAAGGAGAGCGGAAAAUUUACUUGGCAAUUGAAAGUGCCAAUGAACUGGCUGUGCAGAAAGCAAAGGCAGAAAUCACCAGGCUCAUAAAAGAAGAACUGAUCCGCCUGCAAAAUUCAUACCAACCAACAAAUAAAGGAAGAUACAAAGUCUUAUAAACAACCGAAGAAAACUUUUUAUCUGUGCUGGUCUGUGAUACAUGUUUCAGUUGUUGUCUCCUGUUUACAAUCUGUUGUAAAUUAAGAUUUUUAAAAUUUUGUCUUUCUGAUUUUUUAAAUUCAAGAAACGAGUAUUGCUAAAGAAAUCUUCACCCAGUAAGUACCCCCACACUUAUCAAACUAUAUUUAAAACAGACCUGUUUUCAGAAUAUAAUGUCCUUUAAGAUAAAACUUAAAUAUCAGUAAGUAUAUUUUAAGUAUCUGAGUAAUAGACCAGAGGUUAAAAAAUUGAAAUAUUUGGACUUUCCAUUUUAGUUAAUAAAGUGUACCCAGUUGCUAAGGGGCUAUUCAUCUUAUCCUCUUACAAUGAAAUUGUUAGCAUCACCUGAGAAAAGGUAAAAUUCUCUUUAAUUUUGUGUCCCAAAUUCCCCACUUGACCUUAAAUCUUACUUGAUUCAGUGGAAUAAUAUGAACUGGAUCUUAAAAUGUUAUAAUAGAAUUUUUACAAAAUGGGUUUAGAGCUUUUGUUUCAAUUUUUAUCAUCAUAAAUGGGCAGUAGUUGGACUACUUUGGUUUUUGUACAAUUAAUGAUUUUAGUAUGAGUUUUUGCAUUUCCUUACACUGCAAAGAGUUUUAGUUUUUACUACUUUUAGGUUCCCCCUGCAUCCUCUGACUCCACUCCUAGCUACCAACUCCUUUUUAAAAUGUUCCUUAAAAGUAAAUGGUUUGUAGCCUAUAAACAGUAAACAUGAUUCCUUUUUUUUUUUUCCCUGAAAGUUUUUGUUUAUGCAUCUGUACAUAUUGUAUGUACAAAUAUUCAACUACUUUUAAUCUGGUUUUCCUUCAGGAUUAUUGAAUAGGCUGUAAAUUUUGUUUCAUAAAAAUUUUUAGACAUAUUGCUACCCAUUUUUUGGACUUAGAUUUCAACUUCUGUCAGUGAAAUUUAGUUCACAGGAAAUCAUAAGUUGUAGUUUUGAACCAUCAGAAAUAUUUCUCAAUAUUCUAAUUUAAAUUAUUAUAAUUGGAUCACUUAAUAUUCUUUUCCUGGUAUAUUAGAACUUCAUGUUUUCACUUCCAGAAAAGGGAUUUUUCAGGAAUUAAAUAAAUAUUUUUCUUAAAUUAAGAGACACAGUGAUCCUUUGAGUAUUCUUGACUUAAGAUUUUUAUAAAAGAAAAAAAAAUCAAAGCAUAAUUUAGCUGUUAAAAUCAUUUUCUUAAUAGUACAUUAAAAGCCUCAAGUUACAGAGUAUCAACCAUCAUUUUUUCACUACAAAGUUUUCAUUACUGAAAAACCAAGACAACUGGGAAGUAUUCUUGGAUAACUCACACAACCACUUAUUUUCUUAGAGGAAGAAAGCAAACAAAACACAUGGACCAACAGAACGAAAUAAACCAUUUACUUUAAAAUUCCAAGCAUCUUGAGCUCCUUUUUUCUCCCCAGUUAAUGUAUUUGCUUAUUUUCAUCACCCAGUGGGGUAGUUUAUUUUCCUUUAAUAGAAUAUGUGGCAGUCCCACAUUGGUGACAAUUGGUGCUCCUUUCAGUCAAUUGAAUCACUUUGGGAUUCAGAGUUUGCAUAAUUUUAGCAUUACCUUUAUGUUUGUAUAUCUAAUUGUGAUGAGCCACUGAUGGUAUUUUGUUCUAAAAUG